GCUUGCCAGCGUGGUGGUGCGGACUGAGCUGUGAAGGAAUCGGACUCCGCAGACGUAGCCUAUAACUAUACACUCUGUGUGCGAGCUCUUGACUUCUGGCCUUGAGACGACCAAGACCAUACACGGCUGAUCCAUGGAGCAAUUGUGCGACUUCUAUCGAGACCUAAAAACAUCAUGAAGAACACGACAUCUUCGGCUGAGCGCAUGGCUGAGGACUCGCGGGGCAAGACGGACGGCAUCAACGCCCAGCCGACCAAGGCGUCACACGUCCUCCACCGCUCGCUCCUCGCAGACCCGGCGACGGUAGUCUCAGCUUCCGGCUCAUACAUCAACCUAUCCACCGGUCAGCGCAUCCUCGAUGGCUGCACCGGGGCCGCCGUCGCCAUCAUAGGCCACGGCAGCGAGGAGGUGCAGUCUGCCGUGCGAGACCAAAUGGCCAAGGUCUCUUAUGCCCACACCCUCGCGUUCACGACGAGCGCCGCCGAGGACCUGGCCGACAUGCUGCUCAGGAACAAGCCGCACGGGCUGUGCAAGGCCUACUUUGUGUGCUCCGGAAGCGAGGCCAUGGACUCGGCUCUGAAGCUCGCGAGGCAGUACCACGUUGAGAGGGGCCAACCCCAGCGGACGCGCAUAGUCGCGCGACAGCAAGCCUAUCACGGCAACACUAUUGGAGCGAUGAGCGUGGGCAGCAAUGUCGCGAGAAAGGCGCCGUACAUGGGCGUGCUGACGCUUCCCAACGUGAGCCACGUGAGCCCGGCCUAUACAUACCGCUCGCAACUCCAAGGCGAGACAGAAGAGUCGUACGCUGCGCGCCUGGUCCAGGAGCUCGACCACGAGUUCAGGUCCCUCGGUCCAGAGAACGUCAUGGCUUUUGUCGCCGAGACGGUGUGCGGUGCGACCCUGGGCUGCGCGACCGCACCACGCGGUUAUUUCCAGGGCGUGCGACGCCUAUGCUCUCAAUAUGGCAUCUUGUUGAUCCUUGACGAGGUUAUGUGCGGCAGCGGAAGAUGUGGCACUUACUUUGCCUUUGAGCAAGAAGGCGACGGUGUGUAUCCGGACCUCCUGACGUUGGGCAAGGGUUUGGGAGGAGGCUAUUCGCCCAUAGCGGGCGUCUUGGUGCACGAAAAGGUGGUAGGCGGUCUCCGACAGGGGAGCGGGUCGUUUGUCCAUGGACAUACCUAUCAAGCUCAUCCGGUGGCCUGCGCGGCGUCUCUCGCGGUGCAAAGAGUCCUUGAACGCGAUGACCUAGUGCGACGCUGCGCAGUGAAGGGGGAAUGGCUUGAGGGGGCUCUUCGGCGUGAACUGGGCGGGCGCAGAUUCGUCGGCGACGUUCGCGGCCGCGGCUUCUUUUGGGCCCUCGAGUUUGUGGCCGACAAGGCCAGCAAGGAGCCGUUCUCGCCCGAGGUGCAUUUCUCGGGGCGGGUUCGCGACGAGGCGCAGAGGCUCGGGCUGGCCGUCUAUCCGGGGACGGGGACGGUCGACGGGACUCGCGGCGAUCACAUCAUCGUUGCGCCGCCGUAUAACGUUUCGGACGCUGAGCUCGAAGACGUGGUGAGGUUGCUGAAGGAAGCGUAUGAGGUGGUCGAGAAGGAGGUGGCGGCAGAGAUGACUCCCUAGUUGAAUUGCCACAUAUAUGCGUAGCAACAGGC
Molecule: messenger RNA, 1649 nt
Organism: Purpureocillium takamizusanense
Lineage: Eukaryota; Fungi; Ascomycota; Sordariomycetes; Hypocreales; Ophiocordycipitaceae
Exons: 1
Coding region: 175-1617 (480 amino acids)
Cellular component (GO): cytosol
Molecular function (GO): transaminase activity; pyridoxal phosphate binding
Source: RefSeq, a predicted model, not a curated record